AUGCCGCCUAGAAUACCUCUCAAGGGCUUUCUCGCCGCUGCUCGAUCAGCGCUGACAGCUCCCCCAGCACAACGACCAAACCCCCUCACGCUCGUCGUUGGCAAUGAGUCUGCAGACCUCGAUUCUCUCUGCUCAGCCGUAGUCCUGGCAUACAUCCGCACCAACUCCCCCCCUCACACACUACACAUUCCCCUCUCCAACAUUCCCCGGUCAGAGCUCGUUCUACGCACCGAAAUGACUGCCGUCCUUCAGCGAGCCGGACUCUCUCCCUCAGACAUCCUCACGCUUUCCGAACUUCCUGAUCUCAAGCCUGAGGAGACGCAGUGGCUCUUGGUGGACCAUAAUGCCUUGACGGGUCAGCUGCAGAAGUUUCAGUCCAGAGUCAUUGGCUGCAUCGAUCACCACGUCGAUGAGAAUGUCACCAGCCGUGACGUCAAGCCGCGCAUCAUUGAGCCUUGCGGAAGCUGCAUGAGUCUCGUCAUUGAUGAGUCUCGGGCUGCCUGGGACUCUUUUCCUCCAUUGGACGUUGGACAAGAAAAAGAAGGUGUAGAUGCAAAGGAGGCCGCUGCUGAGGAAGAUGACAAAUUAGCGACACUCGCCUUUGCGCCCAUCUUGAUCGACACAAUCGACCUAAAGGAGGAGCACAAGGUCAAGGAAAAGGAUAUCCGUGCCGCAAAAUACCUGCACUCGAAGAUUCGCCAGCAGGGAUUUCAGCAGACCAAGUUCUUCGAGGACAUUGCUGCUGUAAAGGAGGACAUUUCGCAGCUCAGCUUCUACGACAUCUUCCGCAAGGACUACAAAGAAUGGGAAGAAGCAGGUCUGAAGCUCGGCAUAAGUUGCGUCGUGCAGGACUUUGACUACCUCCUCGAAAAAGCAAAACAGCCCGACGUCUUCAUUGACGAACUGGCCAGGUGGGCAAAAGAAAGGAAGCUUGAUGUCGCAGGCGUCAUGACGACGUCGAAUCCUGGCGGAGAGUUCCAGCGUCAUCUCCUCGUGUGGGGAAUCACGGAGAAGGGUGCAGAGGCGGCGAAGAGGUUUCCUGGGAUCGCAGAGGGGUUGGGGCUUGAGCAGUGGAAGGAUGGGUUGUUAGAUGGGGAUGAUGGGAAGAGGAGGGCGUGGAGGCAGAGGGAUUUGAAGUCGAGCAGGAAGCAGGUUGCGCCGUUGCUGAGGGAGGCUUUGAAGGGGGUUGAGGGCAAUUCGCAGUCACAGCUAUAG
Molecule: messenger RNA, 1215 nt
Organism: Trichoderma reesei QM6a
Lineage: Eukaryota; Fungi; Ascomycota; Sordariomycetes; Hypocreales; Hypocreaceae
Exons: 2
Coding region: 1-1215 (404 amino acids)
Cellular component (GO): cytoplasm
Molecular function (GO): exopolyphosphatase activity
Source: RefSeq, a predicted model, not a curated record